Messenger RNA from Gymnodraco acuticeps, 4537 nucleotides. RefSeq names its product zinc finger protein 107-like. Gene Ontology annotation, molecular function: DNA-binding transcription factor activity, RNA polymerase II-specific; RNA polymerase II cis-regulatory region sequence-specific DNA binding. The transcript has 4 exons. Bases 183 to 2612 code for a protein of 809 amino acids. The record is from RefSeq and is a predicted model, not a curated record. Lineage: Eukaryota; Metazoa; Chordata; Actinopteri; Perciformes; Bathydraconidae. Gene Ontology annotation, biological process: regulation of DNA-templated transcription.
AGCAAUUAGUUGCUGCUGUUAGCUGCACAUUUAAACCCUAAAUAGCUGUCGUUUAUAUACGGUUAUCUGCUUCAGAAAUGGCCUGUUUCGGUUAGCCAUCCCGAACUAAUUACACUCACUUCUCUUGUUUCAACUUCAGGCUUCCCUGACACUUUGCCGGCUUGUUUUCUUUUUAAAUCACAAUGUUUACUAGCGUUGCUCUUCGGGCUCAGCUUGCCUCCAUAAUCGAUGCCUUGUCCAAAGCAGCCGUGGCAGAGAUCUCCAAAGUGGUGGAGGAUGACAUGGCGGUGGUGAGGCUGGAAAUGUGUCAGCGAGAAAAUGAGAUCAAGAAGCUGAAGAGCAACAUCCAGGUUCUGCACAGCGAGCUGAGGACCAUGCAGGGGAGUGUGCCCCAAAUACAUGACACCCUACAGGGGAGUGUGACCCAGAGACAUGACACCCUGCAGGGGAGUGUGACCCUGAGACCUGCUGACACCCUGAGAGGAGACACCCAGAUACCUGACACCCUGAGAGGAGACACCCAGAAACCUGACACCCAGAGAGGAGACACCCAGAGACCUGACACCCAGAGAGGAGACACCCAGAGACCUGACACCCAGAGAGGAGAGGACAGUCAUCAUACCACUGGUGAUGAGAGGACGUUGCUUGAACAGGGGAACGCUCAUAAGGACCAGAACAGCCCGUCUUCACCUGAGGUGGUGCAGGUGAAAUGUGAACCAGUAAAUGAAGGAGCUGGAGGACAUCCUGAGCCUCUGAAAGGAGAACCAGCUGUGUUUGAAAGGGACAGUGCACAGUGGCGGCCGACAACACAAACAGGAUGCAACAACUCCCAUUAUUUAAACUCCUUACCGUGUAUCCCCGGAUCUUCUGUGGCGCCCGGCAGCAGCAGCUCGGGGGGGUUUCAGCAGAGCCCGUUCCUCCGCGGGCUGCAGAGUUACGGUCAGUAUCGAAACUCGUUCAACACCAUGAGGAGGAGGACGGGGAAGAGGACGGUACUCAAGAAAGGCUUCAUCUGCUCGUACUGCGGGAAAAACUUUGAGCGGUCGGGACACCUGGAGAGACACAAGAGGAUUCACACGGGCGAGAAACCGUACCACUGUGAGGUCUGCGGGAGGAGGUUCAACCAGAAGUGCAGCCUGAAGGAGCACAUGAAGAUCCACAGGAGAUGUAUUCAGCCGACACCAGAGGAGAUCGAUGUGAAGGAACAGAAGCAGAUUCCUGUGGUGAACCCAUGUGCUGAUCCUCUUCAAACCAAAGAGGAGAUCCAGGUGAAAGCUGCAGAUGUCCUACCUAAGAACGAGGACAUUCUCACAACACCUGUCAAAUGUGAGCCUGCAGAGGAGCACACAGCACAAACACUGUUUCUUCAUGGAGGAAACGAGAGGAUGAGGGAAGGAGGAGACGAGCUCAGUGAGAACGUCUCAGCUUUUGAGAGGGAGAGCCAGCAGUGGAUGUCCAGCAGCGCAGAGAUCAGCAGCUCGGAGUAUCACAGCAUGACUUCCUUCCCGGGGUUAGCUCAGUUACUGCCUCCACCCGUCGAGGCGUCUUGCAGCUCCUUCUCCUUUCCAGCGAAGCCGUACGGAGAGCUCAAGAACAACAUGGUGUCCCAAACACCUUACGCCUCCUCAGACUCGCUCAUGAUUCCAGGGGAAGGAGGGAUGCAUGGAGCCGCGCUGAAUCACCAGAGAGGAAGCCGGCUGUUUCAGGUGAUCAAACCAAAGAAGUGCUUCGUCUGCUCGUUCUGCGGGAAGGACUUCGAGCGCGUCGGCCAUCUUGACAGACAUUUACGGAUUCACACCGGGGAGAAGCCGUACGGGUGCCAGAUCUGCGGGAGGUGCUUCAAUCAGAAGAGCAGCCUGAAGGGCCACAUGAAGACGCACAGGAACGGGGAGAGCUCAGAUAUGCUGGAGCCACAUCACCUGAUGCUCACGAUGCCGGACAAUCAGACGCUGAAGAACCUCACAGAACCAAGAACCGGCCCAGCAGAACCAGAGGAACAGGAGCCGACCAUCACGUACAGAGAGGCAGCCGGAGAGCAAACGGUGACGGUGAAGCUGGAGCCCAACGGGGAGGAUUAUCACCCUCUGAGUCACAACAGCACCGGAGCAACGGAGCAGAGCCAGCUGUGGACAUCUGGGAUGGAGCAGAGCAGUGAUGAGGAACAAACUGUGUGUGACACGUAUCACCUCAGUCCUGAGCAGCAGGAAUACACACCACAAGUCAGUGACCUGCCUUUUCUAGGUGACAAAGAGAAGGGAGAGAUGAUGCACAAUGAUCAGUAUUCAAUGAUGCAUUCAAGGAACACUAACAUGCCUUUAGUUCCAGAGCUGCAGGAUCAACACGUUGAUCAAGAGGCUGUGAGUGAGUACACAGCCGUGAGGGACAGGACUCAGGAGGGAGGUGUGUUUGAGUUUAAUAUCUCAGAUGGAGACACGACCAGACAAAACUGCUUUAUAUGCUCCAGUUGUGGGCAGAGCUUUCAUAGUUUCAGUCUGUUCCAGAGACACCCGUGUCAAAGCGUCACAGAGCAAUCCUUCAGCUGCAACAUAUGUGGGAAGGUUUUCAAUCAGAUGAGCAUCCUGAAGCUGCACCUGAAACUACAUGUAGAAUAAGUGAGUGUGUAGCGAAUCGACUAAUUAUUAAUUAUAAUAUUAAAGAUAUUAUUCGUAUCUGAAUAUAACCCAAUACACACUACAGAGGAAACGGAAACACGGAAAAUAUCUUCCUUGACUCGCUCAGAAAGAUCCACACUUUAGAUGUCCUGCAAUUUUAAACUAAUUCGUAGGGCUGCCCCAAAUAGUCGAUUAAUUAAGUCUUAAUCGAGCAAUUUUUAAUUAGUCAGGUCGCUAACUACCUGAAUGACCAGGCUCCGCUCUGAAUGAAGUCUGAGGGUUUCCGGCUGAUAUGGAGCUUUUUUUUCAACUACUCGACUAAUUAAAAAUUGCUCGAUUAAGACUUAAUUAAUCGACUAUUUGGGGGCAGCCCUACAAAUUAGUUUAAUAUAUAGGUCAAUAUGAUUUAUAAAGAAAUACUUGACAGAAGCUAAAGCAGAAGAUUGAAGAGCUUUUCGUUUUCUAAAUACAUUAUUUGUUAAGUACGGUCUCAUGGCAGUAAGGAUCAAUCUGUGUUCCUGAUAUUUUGCACUAAAUGUUUUCCUUUUUGUUUGUACCUCCGUUGCUCCUAUCUUAUUUGGAGCCGGCUAAUGACUUAAUCCCUGCACAGAGGAACCAAACAAUGUCAAGCAUUAUCGGUUUAAAUGAAACCUCCCGUCUGUUCUGUCACUUGGACUGAUAUCUAGUUUUACUUUACUGAUUCUUUUUUACUGGAUUCUUUUUUACAAUUUGUUUCAAAUCGUGAUAACAGUCACACAUUAAGUUAAAGGUAAAGUUGAAAUAUUGUUGUUUUUGCCUUUUUUAUUUGUGGUCUUUUCAAACUAAACUAACCACACCCUCUUCUAAAAGAACACUGUAAUGUUCCAUUUAAUUCCAUUUACUUCAAAAUAAGUAAAGGGAAAACCAUUUGCUCUGUAACUGAAUAUCCUGAUUAGAAAUUCAACAUGUUUUUUUUCCCCAGGAUAAACUUGGCCAAUCUUAUUUUUCAUCUUAAGAUAAUAAUACACACUUUGUAUGAGCGGUUUUAAGUGGAGUUUGGCUGUAUCAGAACAAAAGCUUUAAGUUCAUUGAUUUAGCAUUUCGACUAAGAUACAGGUUUAUUCUCUAUUCUGAUUUUGAAUGCCAGUUUCUUUAAGCUUUGAUAAGAUAUAUUCUACGUGGUUUCACACUAGUAUACUGAAUCUAAAAUAUAUUUAGUAUUUAUUUUCUGGAGUAUAUAAUAAGGUUAUUAUUCUCAAAAAAGUUGCUUAUGUGGUUACUUUACCAAAACAAACCUCAUACAACAACAUCUUGUACACCUCAAAUUCAGUUGACCUUUGAAGCAGCAUGUAAAGGUAUCUCAAUGAUGUCUGCUUCAUAUUGGUUUAGUUUCAUCUUUAAAAGGCAAGUUUCAAAGUGUUUUUGAAGGAAGGGACUAAGAUAUGUUACGGCUAAAUCAUGCACUAAACUUGCAUUAUGUAUAAAGAAGCAUUAAGUGUAACGCAUGUCUCUUUAGUCAUCAAGCAUUUGAGAGUCAUACAAUUUGAGGCUCCUCUAUCAUUUUAUAGCGUUUUAUUGAUCAUUUAUUGGCAACUGGACACAGCCAGUGUUGAGCAUUAAGCUCAUCAAACAACUAUCAUUUGAAAAGGACAGUAUGAUGUGUGCCUACUUUUUUUUAACAUGGUAAUGAAAUGCCCGACCCGUCCACUGCACUGUUACUCUUUUUAUUGAAGAGUGUUUACCGAUCAAUAUUUUCAAUCAAACUGCCAAUUGUAGUAUGAUUUCUGCAUAACUCAAGCACAUUAUACAGGCUGUUAGAACACGUUUGAAAAGAUACACAUGUAAUGUAUUUUUUGUUAUACAUUUCAAUCGAAGUGUGGAGUCUGGCACUCUAGUUAUUUUUAUGUUUGAUGAACAGUUGAAAUAAAGGAUUUUUCUAUGUCAAA